GCUUGCAGUUGCACUCGACAGCAAUGACGGGCUCAACCGUCUCUCUUGAACCACUCAGCUCUCCCUCUCCAUCACCGCCGCCGGCCGACGUCUCACAUUCAGCACCAAAUUCUAAUAACAGCGGCGCCGGCCUCGACAGUGGCUCUGAGCUAUCCGAACUUACCGAGGAGGAGCAGGAGGAACGGGGCGAGGACAGGAACGAGGACAACAAGAAGGCCGACUGGCGGGCUCGCUCCGUUAGAGUCGUCAAAGAGGAAGAGGAAGAGGAGCAGUCAGGUCCUGCAAAAGCGAUGGAGGAGGAGGAAGACGAGGACCAGGAUGGGCAGGAUGAUAUGGACCCGCCCACAGCGGCCGCGGAUGCACAGAGCGACAACGACGGCGAAGACGAACCCGACGACGAUGACGACGACGACGACGAAGAGGCGCCUGGCCAUGCGUCCGACGACGACGCGCCGCGCGUGCGCGAUCCAGACGAUGCUGCGGAUGAAAAUGAAUUCGGCGCAGAAGAAGAGGACGAGGACGAGGAUGAGCAGGAGCAGGCGCCUCCCAGUGGCGUGCCCUCGCGAGUCACCUCUAACAAGGGUGGCACAUCCCCCGACCUCACGGAUGACGACAACGCCGAAGACGAAGACGCCGAGGAUGAGGCUGCCGACGACGAAGCACCUGCCGCCGACGUCGUUGGUGAUGACGACGCGAAUAUGUCUGUCGCGGUCCGACCGCCGACCCCCCUUGACGAUGACGGCCCAGCGUUGGACGAUCGGGCAACACCCAUGGACAUCGAAGAGACCUCGGCCGAUUCUCUGUUAAUGCCAACUAUCACAGCGCCGUCCUCAAUCAUGGCCGGCUCUACGGUGGUCGAGCCGCUGUUGCCGUCGUCGUCAUCGUCAUCUGCGUCGUCCGCUGCGUCGUCUCGGUCUGCGACUCCGGAGCCUGCCUCCGAGCUUGAUGCCGCAGCCAAGAAAACCGGUGGGCGGAGGAAUAGGAAGGGCAAGACACGAACGCGGGGAGGGCGCAAGGCCAAGGCGGACGCGGCUGCUGAUCUCGAUGCGGAUGCCGAACAAGCGGCCAUCGCAGACAUUGACGAGAUUGAGGCCGUCGACGCAGAAGAGGCGGACCUGGGCACGCCUGAGCUCGAGCUCGAGUCGGAUCUCCAGCCGGCACACCGUGCGGAGGCGCUGGACGUGCUGGCGCAAAUCGAGUUGAAGUUUGCGCUGCUGAGGGAGCGUCUGUACGUGGAGAAGAUGGAGGAUCUCGCAUGGGAGGAGGGUCUGGUGGCCGACGGCACACACCCCGAAAUGCUACAUCUACAGGCUGAACUAUCGAAGAGACGCGACAAGCGGAUUGAGCUCGCGUCGCAACGACGCGACUAUGAGAUUGCAAAUGUCACAAAGCGUCGCAAGUUGGACGAGAACGCCGUGUGGAGUUGGUGGAAGUGCGCGCGGGAUGAUCUCCAGACAGACAUGAUCUCCGAGACCAAUCGAAAGAGGCGGAAGUUGGAGAGAGAACGACGAGCACUAGAACGGCCUCUGCCUGAACGCCCGAUACCACCUCCACCGCAGGACAUUCGUUCGCCGCCGACACUACACGAUAUCGUCAAAGCAUACCCGUUCGGUUCGUCAGCAUCGGGUGCUCAGUCUUUGCGCAACAGGGGCCGGAGCGGUCCGGCAAUCCUUGCAUAUCCCCAGCUGACAACGCUCGCACCGAAUGACGUUGGGCGGGAUCUGGAGUUCCUUUACCAGCAUCGGCGUGUCGCAGCAGGGUUCGACCCUCAUCGACCGGCGAUGAUGAACUCCGGCUUUGGUGGGCCAAUGCCGCCCCACGGCUACGAGUAUUCAGUAAAUAUGGCUAUUCUAGACGGGCCCGGUACGGGAGGACGAUUCGGGCUCGGUCCUCCUCAAUUUCCUCACUAUUCGCAGAUCCCAAAUGGUCAACCUAUGAUGCAGGGCUUCCCCGGGCAGGUGCCGCGCCUGCCCCAUCACCAUUCAGCACCAGCUGGUAGCUUGCCCAGCUUCCACCCAUCAUCGCAAAUACCGGUGGAACCGGAGAUGCCGCCUCUUCACCACCUCGAUGCAGGACCGGGACCGCAUAUGCAGCAAUAUGUCAAUGUGGGAGGCAUGCCGGGCAACUUGAUGCGACGCUCAAUAUCUCCUGUACCUGUGCAGACACUGAACGGCGCGGGACCUGGGGUGCCGAUGACGAUCGGCGCGUUGCCGCUUCCUCCCGGGUUUGCAGGAUCAAAAACGAAUGGAUGGAGUGGUGCAGGUCCGUUGGGGCUGAGCGCAUUAUACGGGAAGGAAAUCAGGCAGCAGAAUAGCAUGUCUGACGGGCGGGAGCGCGAGAAGGAGCGGUAUCCGGAGGGCCAGAUACCUCAAGACAGAGAGCGUGAGAUGGAGAGGGAGCAGGGGAGAGAGUUACACAUGCAGAUGAUACAGCAGCGACAUGUGAAUCACCAGCAUACACACCAGCAUGUGCAUACUGCGCCGGGGCAGGCGGCGCACCUUCACCUUGGGCCGCACCAUCACCAUUACCAUCACCAUCAUGUCCACCACCACCACCUCCCGCAGCAGGCAAACGGUCAAGGGCAGCCAAUGUCUGCGAUAUCGUCGAAUGUGGCUGCUGGCCCGAGUACUGCAAGUUCACGCAUACCUCGGGAGGCCGAGCCUCGACGGCCGCACUCUGGAACGCCGAACGACAUCUCUGAGCUUACGGCUGGCCCGUCGAAGCAAGUCAUGGCAUCUCCCCGUUUAUCUCCGGAUGUACCCCGCGACCGCGGACGGCCUCCAGUGGUACCGCCCGUAGGACCCCACGAGCGGCUGAUGACACCCUUCGUGAUGACACCGACGCAAGCAAUGCAGUCCGCCUUCUCUGGCUCACCGAGAAACGGGCAUAUCUCACUAGCAGCACCAGCCUCCGCGGGGCAUUCGAGGCGCUCCUCGUGGAGCGCACCAGAGGGGCAUAACGUCCCACGCCCUGCAUCGGCCGCAUCGACGGGACAUGCAGCACCGGCAAAUGCUGCAAAUCGCCCACUGACUACGCGUAGGCCACGGACACCGAGCAAUAAUGUUGUGAGUUCAUGGGCGAAAUCGCCCCGGGCCAUACCAAUGGAAAUUGGGGUGUCCACAUCUAUUCAUGCUAAUGGUCUGCCACAAUCUGGAAGAAUGAGUCCUCCUGGUGUGAAUUCUGCAUUCCCUGGUGCAUUGCGCUCUCCUGUGCGGCCGAUACCACAACUACCGCUAGCAACGCAACUGCCACCACCGCCAUCGCUCACGCCAUCUACUCGGUCCCCCAUACGUCCUGCCAGUCCGCCUGUGCCGAACAACGAGAGCCCCAAUUUGAAGACUCUCGAGCGGACCUCGUCACCUGGAAAACAAAAUAAACUUCCCUUAAGGCCUGCAGGGAUGGCGAGUCCGGAACAGCAGGUAGGCGGCAGCGGGAUAUCUCGGCCACCUCCUGCGAUAAGCCCUACAGCGAAUGUUGUGAAUAUACGGACAUCAUCUCCGGUAUCUUUGUUCCCUCCUUCUUCUACUUCUUCCUCCGCGCCGGUUACGGCGAGUCAGCCGCACCCGCCGCGGAUAGCAAACGGUGCAAUGGCAGAAAGCCACCUCGGUGGGCCAACGCCGAAGGCCGUCCCUGUAGAUGGGUCCACUUCGUGACACCUGUACAUAACUCUCCAUCGAGUCUCUCAUUAUCCGUCCUUCCUGUCUAUUCGUUACAUAUUGUGGAUUUCGUUUCUGUGUAUGAUCGAAGCAUAUGUAUCGCGUAAUGUUACCAUGCUCUACUCUAUGCCAAUCUCUUGAGAAUGUGUGCUCCUCUGUGUCGG
Laetiporus sulphureus 93-53 is the source of this 3820-nucleotide messenger RNA. RefSeq lists its product as uncharacterized. Gene Ontology annotation, cellular component: Sin3-type complex. The record is from RefSeq and is a predicted model, not a curated record. Bases 24 to 3653 code for a protein of 1209 amino acids. Gene Ontology annotation, biological process: negative regulation of transcription by RNA polymerase II. NCBI's taxonomy places the organism in Eukaryota, Fungi, Basidiomycota, Agaricomycetes, Polyporales, Laetiporaceae. Gene Ontology annotation, molecular function: histone deacetylase binding. The transcript is spliced from 5 exons.